AUGGAGCACCGAAGUUCUGGAAAGACGGUUUCGAAUGUUAAAGACGAGGAGCACGGGAUUGACGUCGGCGAUAUCGAUAUAUCAAACUCGAUUGACCGGCAUGGGUCCAUGACCACCAAACGCCUACAACGCUUUUGGCAGAAGUUGACCGUACGAGCAGCCAUUGAGGUCAAUGGCAUUCAACCAGUACCAAUAGAGGAAAGGAAUGAACAUCGAGUGUUCAACGUCUUCACUGUAUGGUUUACUUUGAGCACAAAUCUUCUACCCAUUGUAACCGGCAUGGUUGGCACACUCAGCUAUGGGCUCAGUCUCCGUGAUGCUGCUCUGGUCAUCUUGUUCUUCUGCAUUCUUUGCUGCGUUCCUACUGCUUAUCUCGCUACGCUGGGUCCGAAGACUGGCAUGCGGCAAAUGGUUCAGGCGAGAUUCAGUUUUGGUUACUACCUGGUCUCCAUACCUGUCAUCUUGAACCUAGCGACGCUCACCGGUUUCGUCGUGAUCGACAGUGUCAUCGGCGGUUUGACACUUUCCUCAGUCACAUCAGUAGCGUUCUGCGGCUUCAAGGUCCUGCACCAGUAUGAGCGAUAUGCUUGGAUACCAGCCUUGAUUGCCCUUGUAGUGGCCACGGGUUGCGGUGGGACACACCUCAGAGAUCAAGCACCUACCCAGCCAGCAACUGCCCAAACGAUCCUGUCUUUUGGCGGCUUAGUAGCAGGAUUUCUCAUCCCGUGGGCUGUAUUGGCAUCUGACUUUGCUACUUACAUGCCUCCUAAUACGCCCAGCAUCAAGAUCUUUGCAUACACAUACAGCGGACUCUUCCUGCCAACAGUACUUCUGAUGACCCUGGGAGCAGCAAUCGGCGGUGCCGUGCCCCAGUACCCAUCCUGGCAAGCAGGCUACGACGCUACCUCCGCAGGCGGCAUUCUAGCUGCAAUGCUCGAGCCUGCCGGUGGCUUUGGCAAGUUUCUGGUCGUACUUUUGUCCCUUUCGAUCCUCGGAAACAUCUCAGCGACGAUGUACAGCAUAUCGCUCAACUUCCAGCUGCUCGUGCCUUGGCUGGUACGGACUCCGCGGGCUGUCUUUUGCGUUGUGGUCACAGCUAUCGCAAUUCCUGUGUCCAUCCGAGCUGCGGUGUCCUUCUUCAAUUCGCUGGAGAAUUUCAUUGGGAUCAUCGGUUACUGGUCUGCGGCUUUCGUCGCCGUCGUCACUUGCGAGCAUAUCAUCUUCCGCGGAUCCGAUUCUCGGAACUACGACCAUCUGGCUUGGAAUGAGAGCUCGCUGCUGCCGAGUGGUGUACCUGCUAUACUCGCGGCAGUUCUGUCCUUUGGCUUGGUCAUUCCUUGCAUGAAUCAAGUCUGGUACACGGGCCCUAUAGCUGUACACACUGGAGAUAUUGGAUUCGAGAUGGCUCUAGUCGUCACGGCGGUCCUUUACGUACCGCUGAGACAUGUUGAGGUCAAGAUGAAGGGAAAGGCAUGA
Zasmidium cellare ATCC 36951 is the source of this 1476-nucleotide messenger RNA. RefSeq lists its product as uncharacterized. NCBI's taxonomy places the organism in Eukaryota, Fungi, Ascomycota, Dothideomycetes, Mycosphaerellales, Mycosphaerellaceae. The record is from RefSeq and is a predicted model, not a curated record. Gene Ontology annotation, molecular function: transmembrane transporter activity. Gene Ontology annotation, biological process: transmembrane transport. Bases 1 to 1476 code for a protein of 491 amino acids. Gene Ontology annotation, cellular component: plasma membrane. The transcript has 5 exons.